AUGGAGAGAAAAGGUAAAACSGUGAAAAKAGGGCUAGUUGUUAAACCAAUAAUUUCUUCAGAAACGAAUUCUCGUUGUCAAGUAGAUUUGAUUGAUAUGCAAGCUCAACCUGAUGGAAAUUAUCGAUUUAUUUUAGUUUAUCAAUAUGGACAAGAUCACAUAACGAAUAUGUGGGAAGAACUGAAAAUUGUGCAUGGCAAGCCACGGCAUUCACAGAGCCAGGGCUCUGUCGAAAGGGCUAACCAGGAUGUAGAAAAUAUGCUUGCCACUUGGUUAACAGAUAAUGAAACCAAUAAAUGGAGUGAGGGACUUAAAUUCAUUCAAUUUAUGAAAAAUAGAAGUUAA
This is a messenger RNA of Diuraphis noxia (Russian wheat aphid), 345 nucleotides long. RefSeq names its product KRAB-A domain-containing protein 2-like. NCBI's taxonomy places the organism in Eukaryota, Metazoa, Arthropoda, Insecta, Hemiptera, Aphididae. The record is from RefSeq and is a predicted model, not a curated record.